Akanthomyces muscarius is the source of this 759-nucleotide messenger RNA. RefSeq lists its product as uncharacterized. The transcript has 2 exons. Gene Ontology annotation, biological process: GPI anchor biosynthetic process. Gene Ontology annotation, molecular function: mannosyltransferase activity. Gene Ontology annotation, cellular component: endoplasmic reticulum membrane; mannosyltransferase complex. The record is from RefSeq and is a predicted model, not a curated record. The coding region runs from base 1 to 759 and encodes 252 amino acids. NCBI's taxonomy places the organism in Eukaryota, Fungi, Ascomycota, Sordariomycetes, Hypocreales, Cordycipitaceae.
AUGAAGCUGUAUGCAGGUCCUCUCUCGAGGCUCGUCGUAACGCUGGCCACGCUCACCAGCCAUGUCGCUGCCAACGCCGACAAGAUCAUCCUCACCGGCCCCGAGCCCGUCACCUACCCUUUAGCCUCGCCGUCGCUGUCCGACCUCAACCUCGACGUCAUCGGCCCCGCGACGAACCUGUCGCUCCGCACAAGCCUCAGCCGCAUAUUCCACGAUGACACGAAUCCGGUGGCCCAAGGCAAGCCCCCGGGCAGCGCCAGCUGGUUCAUACUCGACGGCCUCACGCCGGGUCAGCGCUACGAGCUACGCGUAUGCUGGGCCGCCAUCGAACCUACAGAGUUUACCAUGGAUGUGCAUGAGCUAGAUGCGGUAUGGACAAUACCAGAUCUCAUGCUCUCCCUCUACAACUACUCUUCCUCGCGCCAGGUCGAGGCCGAGAAUCAGACCCCUCAGGUCCACCAUCGAAGCGCUUCCUCAAAAGACGCCAAAGAGCGAACGGCUUCUCUUCUGCUCCUCCGGGUCCACGCGGCGGCCGACUACUUCUCCCACCACCCGGAGCUCAUGCGCAACCCACCACCCGUGCUCGUGGACCUCAUCCUGGAUCCGUAUCUUUUCAACGUCUUCCCAGAAUCCCUGCUGCUGACGGCCGGAUACAUUGUGCUUGUAGCUGUGGCGACCCUGUUCCUUGCCAAAUGGAUUGCGAACCGCAUGACGGCCAUUGCCGCCACCGAGGAGCGCGUAUCAAAGAAGAAGGACUGA